This is a messenger RNA of Zingiber officinale, 4818 nucleotides long. RefSeq names its product probable histidine kinase 5. Bases 680 to 4258 code for a protein of 1192 amino acids. The record is from RefSeq and is a predicted model, not a curated record. NCBI's taxonomy places the organism in Eukaryota, Viridiplantae, Streptophyta, Magnoliopsida, Zingiberales, Zingiberaceae. Gene Ontology annotation, biological process: phosphorylation; phosphorelay signal transduction system. Gene Ontology annotation, molecular function: phosphorelay sensor kinase activity. The transcript is spliced from 13 exons.
CAUUAACCAACGCUUCGUAGUUCAUACCAACCUAUAUGUAGAGGGCGAGGAGCGAGAAGAAGAAAACAACAAAAACAGGGGGAGAGAGAGAGAGAGAGAGAGAGAGAGAGAGAGACAGGCAGGGAGAGUAGUGGAGUGAAAGAAAGCCCUCUCUUUUCUUUGCUUUCUCUGAUUUUUCUUUCAUCGUUGAAGAUAUAUUUUGUUUCUUUUGCCUUUUCCUUUUGGGUUUUUACCUUUUACAUCACCGGAUGGGGAGGCUGGAUCAAUGAUUUCCGGCCAGAUUGAGGAAGAAAGAGAGUUUGUUUCUCCAGGAUUUUUCCUAUUAAUGGACUUUUUUCUGUAGUGGGGGAUCAAAAAGGUGCGACCUUGAUGGGGUAUAGGGACUAUGCAGGGAUAGGGAGUGGAAAGAAGCAAAGAAGGAGAAAUCAUGGCUGAUGUGAAAGAAGGGAGGCAGGGGAACCAUCCUUUUCCUGUCCCCUCGUCUGGUGAAAUCCCUGUGCCUCUGGGCUUCUCCUCGAGUGGCUUCUUCUAAAGCUGCGGUUUUGAUGGUUCCUGGGGCGGGUGCAGUGAAGACAAGAGAGUUGAAAAUAGUGAGUAGCUGAGGAUUGUAGGAGAGUCAGAUCACAUCUUCCACCAUCCUCUUGCGUGUCUGAAGCUUGGAAGGAGAGUUCGGGGAAGGAUGGCCAAGCGAUGGGUCUCCUUUGCUGAUGAUAAGCAAUGCAUGGGUCGCCGAAGGUCGAGGAACGUUUUGCUGGUUCUAACUCUUCUCUGUUGCGUCAGUUGCUCGAUGUGGUUGUUUUGGGGAUCUGGGAGCUGGGGGAUUUUGGAGAAGUUGGGAGGUAGGGAUUUGCGGUAUCCGAGAAAGCAGAUCCUAUUUGAUCGAUUCAAUAUCAGCAAAUAUCAUCUGCGUUCCUUGGCUUUGCUAAUAUCAUCACUGGAGCAGGAAAGAUUCUUCAAGUGCAUGAACAAAUCUAUAGAUGAUGUGAAGCUCAGCAGUAGCCUCCUACAUACUUUAGCAGAAAUAAAUGCAGAGGUGGAUCAUAACCAAGGUCAGGAAAACCUUAUAGGGAGUGACAUAUUCUUUGAAGGAAGGUGUUUGAUGCAAAUUGGCUGUGAUGGUGCUGCAAAAUCAUCUCUUCCAGAUAAUAUACCUGAAAAAAUAAUGCGUUCUUCAGCAAACAUGGAUGCAAUAUUUUUAAAGGACUCAGAAACUCUGCCAUAUGAAAGGGAAUUGGUAAAUUCUUCGCAGGACCAUCAUAGAGUAUUUUCAGAAAUGUUGUUUGACAUGCUUCCUAUGCUUAUAGUAGCCGUAGGUUUCUUUUCUAUUGGAUUUGCUUUUGGAAGAUUCACAAAGUCUUCACAUAAACAGUUUCGGCAGCAACAACAUUACAGACAACAUUCUAAGGGCAGUGGCAAAUGGAGUAAAAAGUUAUUGUUUCUAGGCAUCAUAUUUGGGCUGUCUGUCGCCUUGUGGAUAUUUGUGAGCAUGAAUGCAACAAUUACUGAGAGGAGGAAAGAGACUCUUGUUAACAUGUGUGAUGAAAGAGCUAGGAUGCUGCAGGAUCAGUUUAAUGUGAGCAUGAAUCAUGUGCAUGCUUUAGCCAUUCUAGUCUCAACUUUCCACCAUGGAAAGCAACCUUCUACAAUUGAUCAGCAAAUAUUUGCUGAGUACACAGCAAGAACAGCAUUUGAGAGGCCACUGAUGAGUGGUGUUGCCUAUGCUUUAAGAGUAUUACAUGAAGAGAGGGAGCAGUUUGAGAAGAAGUAUGGAUGGAAGAUAAAAAAGAUGGAGACAGAGGACCAGUCCCUGGUUAAAGAUGACUUCAACCCUGAGAAGCUGGAUCCCUCGCCUGUUCAAGAUGAAUAUGCACCUGUUAUUUUCUCACAAGAAACAGUAUCUCACAUUGUUUCAAUUGAUAUGAUGUCCGGCAAGCAAGAUCGUGAAAACAUACUGCGAGCAAGGGCUAAUGGGAAGGGGGUCUUAACUUCUCCUUUUAAUCUGUUAAAGUCCAAUCAUCUAGGUGUGGUGCUAACAUUUGCAGUGUAUAACACUAGCCUGCCUCCCAAUGCAACACCAGAGGAACGCAUUAGAGCUACUGUAGGAUAUCUUGGGGCAUCAUUUGACGUCCCUUCUCUGGUGGACAAACUUCUUCAUCAGCUUGCCAGCAAGCAAACGAUAGUUGUUAAUUUGUAUGACACAACUAAUGUUUCUGCGCCUAUUAGGAUGUAUGGCCCUGAUGCUGCUGGUGCUGGUGAAAUGUAUAUUAGUGGUGUUGAUUUUGGGGAUCCAAUCCGUAAACAUGAAAUGCAUUGCAGAUUUAAGCACAAGCCUCAGUUGCCUUGGUCAGCAAUAACAAUGUCAGUAGGGGUAGCAGUAAUUGUUCUCCUAGUGGGGCAUAUAUUUCAUGCAGCUCUAAACCGUAUUGAGGAGGUGGAAGAUGAUUAUCGUAUAAUGAGCGAGCUAAAAGUUCAAGCAGAAGCUGCUGAUGUAGCCAAAUCCCAGUUUCUGGCAACAGUUUCACAUGAAAUCAGGACACCCAUGAAUGGUGUUUUAGGUAUGUUGCAGAUGCUGAUGGACACUGAACUUGAUGAGACACAGCAAGAUUUUGCAAAGACUGCUCAAUUAAGUGGAAAGGCUCUAAUUGCUCUUAUAAAUGAGGUUCUUGAUCUUGCUAAGAUAGAAUCUGGCAGGCUUGAGCUAGAGGCUGUCCCCUUUGAUCCUCGUGACAUCCUUGACAAUGUGUUAUCUCUAUUUUCUGACCAAUCACAAGCUAAAGGCAUAGAGAUGGCAGUGUAUGUAUCGGAACAAGUUCCAGAAAUAUUGAUUGGAGACCCAGGGCGGUUCAGGCAGAUUAUUACAAAUCUCGUUGGAAACUCAGUGAAGUUCACAGAGAAGGGGCAUAUAUUUGUCUCAGUUUAUCAUAUUGAAGAAGUAAGGAAUAUGGAAGAUGACCAAUGUGAAACACUGAGUGGGUGUCAGGUAGUAGAUAAACAAAAAAUCUGGGACAAUUUUACAUUGUUGAAAUCUUCAACUGAAGGUGAUAAUGCUAUUAACUUGAUAGUCACUGUUGAAGACACUGGUGUGGGAAUACCACAAGAUGCUCAAAGCCGUAUUUUCACACCAUUUAUGCAAGCUGACAGUUCUACUUCACGGACAUAUGGCGGGACAGGAAUAGGCCUGAGCAUUAGCAAAUGCUUGGUAGAUCUUAUGGAAGGAGAAAUUGGCUUUGUCAGUCAAUCUGGGAUUGGUAGUACAUUUUCUUUCACUGCUGUAUUCAAGGAAGCAAGCAAAAGUUCAGGAGACAUAAAGAGGCAUUAUACUGAUUCUAUUCUGUCAAGUUUUCAAGGUCUGAGAGCUUUGGUUGCUGACGGGAGAUGUAUCCGUGCUAGAAUUAUCAAGUAUCAUCUGCAAAGAUUAGGAAUACUUGUUGAUGUUGUAACUAAACAACAAAAUGCUGUUCAGACCAUAGUGGACUGUUGCAGUACCAGCGGGAGGAGUCAUAUAGACAUGUUUCUUGUUGACAAGGAUGCUUGGGGUGAGCGGUCAGGCAUUUCAUUUCCUCGGUUUCUUUCAGAAUCCUUGAGAAAUGGUGUAGUGAUGCACAAAGAACUUCAACCAAAGAUGUUUCUGAUAGCGACUUCCCUAAACCCUACUGAGGUUUAUGACCUGAAGUUGGCAGGAUAUGUUGAUAGCAUGCUGAAACCACUGCGCUUGAGUAUGAUUGUUGCUUGUCUGCAGAAAGCACUAGGCAUGAGUCAGAAGCGGCAGCCCACCAAGGCGAAACCAAUGACGCUUCAGAGUAUUCUCAGAGGAAAAAACAUCUUAGUUGUCGAUGACAACCUAGUGAACCAAAAAGUUGCUGCUGGUACCCUAAAAAAGUUUGGCGCAAUAGUUACAUGUGCUGACAGUGGAAAGGAAGCUAUUAGAAGGCUACAACCUCCACACAAUUUCGAUGCUUGCUUUAUGGAUGUCCAGAUGCCGGAGAUGGACGGCUUUGAAGCCACUCAAAAAGUUCGAGAGAUGGAGAACACGGUAAACAAGUUAAUAGAGUCUGGAGAUGUAUCACCGGAGAUAUAUGGCAAUUCCCGCUGGCAUGUACCUAUCUUGGCUAUGACAGCAGAUGUAAUUCAGGCAACACACGAACAUUGCCUGAGCAAGGGUAUGGAUGAUUACGUCUCGAAGCCUUUCGAAGAACAACAGCUCUACUCUGCGGUAGCACAUUUUUUUGAGUCCGAUACGAUAGAUAGAAUUUCAUAACAGAAAUGAUGCCUUCUAAGAGUCUAGGCUGGGUUUGUUCUAAAUCUACAAUCAUAAAGAGAUCAAGUGAGAAAAGAUAAGGAACUGACGCACAUAUGGGUGAGCUAUAGAUCAGGAUAUCAUUAGCUGAAGCUUGGCUAACCUUAUGGCUACUCUCGUUCGGUAUGUCAUCUUUCUCUCAAGGUGUUCACCAUAUAGCCUUCUAAUGUGUUGUAAUGAGCAGUAGAGGAUUAUGCUUCUUUCUUAGCUGAUAAGCUAAUCGAUACUUUUAUUCAGGAUUAGCUGCCAGCUCUACAUUAAUAGAUCAUAUUAAAGAUAAAUUAUGAUUGAAGAGGUUAUGCUUAAUCCUUCCAGUUCGAUGAUAAAUUAUUGCUUUUAAAGGGAGAUGUUGUAUUCUAAGUGUAAAGAAAUUCGUGUGUUUAUGCUUCAGAGGUUUGGUGUAAGGAAAUAGGCCAUUUUUGAUGUUGGAGAGGAUUGUUUGUUACCAUGACUUUUUUGUUUUGAUCAAAUAUUGUAAAUCCUUUGGAUCUUUGUGAUAUAUAAUAAGAUUUUUCUUCUAA